Messenger RNA from Priapulus caudatus, 1024 nucleotides. Its product is annotated as alpha-(1,6)-fucosyltransferase-like. Gene Ontology annotation, biological process: protein N-linked glycosylation. NCBI's taxonomy places the organism in Eukaryota, Metazoa, Priapulida, Priapulimorpha, Priapulimorphida, Priapulidae. Gene Ontology annotation, molecular function: alpha-(1->6)-fucosyltransferase activity. The record is from RefSeq and is a predicted model, not a curated record.
GUGGUACUCUGGACUCCUGGACGACGUCACGCUCGGAUCGGAGUGCUAAACCAGGACGUUCGUCUCUCGAGAGACGCGGAAGGCAGCGGGGAGCGCAGGGAGGCUGAGCUGGCGAGUCUCAGCGACGUCAUACAGAAGCGUCUGCACGCGUCUCAGAACCCACCUGACUGUCGUUCAGCGAGGAAGCUGCGCUGUGACCUUGACAAGCGGUGUGGCUUCGCCUGCCAGUUCCACCACGUCGUAUACUGCUUGCUCGUCGCCUAUGCCAACCAGCGCACCCUGGUGCUCGACUCGAGCAACUGGUCUUACAGCAAGCGCGGUUGGGAGUCCGUCCUGCUGCCCGUCAGCGAGCGAUGUACGGUGAAUGACGUCACCCAGCUCGUGCCGUGGGCCGACGCCGUCGGUCGCCUUGACGACGUAGACACUGUCGAUCUACCUAUGAUUGACGUCAUCGAACCGAGGCCGGACUAUCUGCCGGAAGCAGUUCCUGCCGACAUGGCGCGCAGGCUGGCGCGCACGCACAGCCACCCGAGCGCGUGGUGGGUUGGCCAGCUAGCCGACUACCUGUUCAAGCUGCAGCCUGAGCUGGCGACAGAGAUGCGCAAAGUAGAGGCUGAGCUCGACUUCGCAUCGCCCGUUGUCGGCGUACACGUGCGUAGGACGGACAAGGUCAUCAAGGAGGCACUUGCGUAUGACACCGAGACAUACGUGGAGGAGGUGCGACGCUACGACGCACGGCGGUUGCACACGCUGCCCACUGCCGACAAUGCUCCCAGCAAGAUUUACCUAGCGACGGAUGACCCAGAGGUGUUAAGUAGUGCCAAGAAGAAGUACGCGGAGUAUAGACUUCUUGCAACGAGCGAGGUGACGGCGUCGGCGGGCCUCGACAUGCGCUACACGGAUGCGUCGCUCAGAGGCGUCAUCCGCGACGUCUACUUCCUGUCGCGCACCGACUACCUCGUCUGCCACGAUGUCAUCUCACGUGUGCAGGCUGGCCUACGAACUGCUCAGUGCUAGGAACCAC